Molecule: messenger RNA, 2374 nt
Organism: Clarias gariepinus (North African catfish)
Lineage: Eukaryota; Metazoa; Chordata; Actinopteri; Siluriformes; Clariidae
Gene: cyp26c1
Product: cytochrome P450 26B1
Exons: 6
Coding region: 29-1708 (559 amino acids)
Biological process (GO): sterol metabolic process
Molecular function (GO): oxidoreductase activity, acting on paired donors, with incorporation or reduction of molecular oxygen; heme binding; monooxygenase activity
Source: RefSeq, a predicted model, not a curated record
UUUUUUUGCUCGGUUCUUAUGCUCGAUAAUGAUGUUUGAGAGUGAAAGCUGCGUGGUGUCGGCGCUCCUCGCGCUCGUUCGCUCCGUGGUUCCGGCGCUGCUGCUGCUCGCGCUGUCGCGACGGCUCUGGGCGCUCAGGUGGCGCGCAGCCCGGGACAAGACAUGCGCGCUCCCGCUACCUGAGGGCUCCAUGGGGUGGCCGCUAAUCGGAGAGAGCUUCCACUGGCUCUUUCAGGGUUCAAGCUUCCACAUCUCCAGGAGAGAGAAACACGGCAAUGUCUUUAAGACCCACCUCCUGGGGAAACCUGUGAUUCGUGUAACUGGUGCUGAAAACAUUCGCAAGAUCCUGCUCGGGGAACACACACUGGUGAGCACGCAGUGGCCACAGAGCACGCGCAUCAUCCUUGGACCAAACACGCUCGUCAACUCGGUUGGUGAGCUACACAAGAAGAAAAGAAAAAUCCUGGCAAGAGUAUUUAACUGUGAAGCACUGGAGACCUAUCUGACACGCCUUCAGGAUGUGGUGAAGGGUGAAAUCAGUAAGUGGUGUGCUGAGGCUGGCCCUGUGGAAGUGUACAGUGCUUCUAGGUCACUCACUUUCCGUAUCGCUGUGCGCGUCCUUCUCGGCCUAAAGCUUGACGAACAGCGCAUCACUGACCUCUCCAAGACCUUUGAGGAGCUCAUGAACAACCUGUUCUCACUUCCUGUGGACGCACCUCUUAGUGGCCUGCGCAAAGGGAAAAAAGCACGAGACAUUCUGCAUGCAGAGAUGGAGAACAUUAUCAAGGAGAAACUGAAGAAGCAGGACAUGGAUGAGUACUGUGAUGCUUUUGACUACAUGCUGAGUGGUGCUAAGGAACAGGAUUACAACCUGACCAUGGAGGAGCUUAAGGAAACCGCAGUGGAAUUGAUCUUCGCAGCACAUUCCACUACAGCGAGCGCGUCCACAUCGCUCAUACUUCAGCUGAUGCGCCAUCCUGAAGUCACAGAGCGUUUAAGGGCCGAACUGGAGGCUGAAGGUUUAAUGGUGGACGUUCCCAGCACUUGUUGCUUAUGCUGUAAUGAAAACAGCAACACAUGCUCAAACAGUCAGGCUGAAAAUUCCACAAAUGACAUGGCACGGUCUCGUCUGACAUCCAAAUCUCUGCUCAAUAAAACCACCUGCCUUGACAGACAAGAAUCUCAUCGAUCUUGGAUCAACGUUCCAUAUUUGAGUCUGGAGAAACUCAGUCAGCUGUGCUACUUGGACUGUGUGGUGAAGGAGCUGCUUAGAUUUCUACCACCAGUGUCUGGAGGGUACAGAACAGUGCUGAAGACGUUUGAGUUGAAUGGAUACCAGAUCCCAAAAGGCUGGAGCGUCAUGUAUAGCAUCCGUGACACGCAUGAGACUUCUGCUGCCUACACAACCCCAGAGUUGUUUGAUCCUGACCGUUUCGCCACCGAUCGUAACGAGACCAAAAACAGUCGAUUCAGCUAUGUGCCAUUCGGUGGUGGUGUUCGGAGGUGCAUCGGCCGCAAGUUUGCCUUACUCGUGCUUAAGGCACUUAGCGUGGAGCUGUUGGCUACGGCCGAGUGGAAGCUAGCCACAGAGACGUAUCCAAGCAUGCAAACAGUUCCCAUUGUCCACCCAGUCAACGGACUCCAUGUCAACUUUAACUACAGGAAUUAUCCGAGUGGGAGAAACCGCAGGGAGUCCAAACACAUAUAAAAAAAAAAAAACAUAUUUAGCAGCAACAUUUAUGAGUCCACUUAAUGAUUUUUGAACCGUCCUGGAGUAUUUUUCACCAGUCUAUUAACAAAAUCAGAACACAAGGAAUGACUGAAGUACAAUUCAGAAAGAAUUGUUCAGAAUAGCAUAAAUCAAUAAAUAACUAACCUGCCUGGCCCAGUUUUGUGGACUGGAAAAAAACAGAUGAACAAAUGAAUAGAGAACAUUGACAGAUGCAUAUUUAUGCUAUUCAGAGUCACGAGAAAAGGCUGCUUAGGUAAAUAAAUGCAACCCAUAAACAUGGGUUAAUAAGAGACAAUGCUUCGGUAUACUUUGAGCUAAAUAAGGGCCCUGGAACAUGCAAAGACUGUCGUCAUGGUGAACUGCAUUUCUCAGGAUGCUUAGGAUUUGUUACCGCUUUAAUUUUACAUGCAGUUUGUUGAGAAUGCAUGGUUUUUUGGUUAGACGGCCUUCUAUGCUGGUUCCAAACUCUCUUUUAAAGAAAUCUUGAAGGAGGAUGUAAUAAUUAUGAUUAAUUUGUAGAGUAUAAAUGAUUCAGAUUUUUUUAUACAAUUCUUUGGUUUUUGUUUUGAUCAAUCAAAGCAUGAUAAAAAUGUAUCUUUCAUUCUCUGAUAUUUAUAUUAAGAUGUGUAAAAAACAUUUUUG